AAAGCACAAAGUGUCGAGCUAGGGGCUUCUUUCCCAGACGCAGGGGCACCGGGAGCCGACGUUCCUCUGGCCCAGCCGGGCGCCCUUCCUCGGACGGCGAUUUGCGCCUCCCCAGUGAGCGCUCCCCCGCAUCCCCAGCCGGGUUCCCGGGACCCCUGGUGACCGGCGGCCUGUCGGGUCACUGGAGUCAGGUCCCCUGGCCUCGGGUCGCGGCCAGCAGCCGGGGCGCGGGGCGGGGCGCGCCAGGGAGGCCGAGGCGGCGCGCUAUUCCUGUCGCUGUGAGCUACCGGCAUGUUAUGUGCGGCGCCCAAUCACGCCUCCGACCCGCCGAGCCGACCCGCGCCCCCCCUCCUUAAUCCCGUAGGCUUUGAUUUGAUCCUCCGCGCGGAACAAGCUCACCUCCCCCCUGCCCCGUAGCCAGUCGUCCCCCGCCCUAGCGGGUGCCCGCAGAACCCGUCCUCUUCGUCCACCCCAGGGAGGUCAGAGCCCUCGCCCCGCGCUCCCGGGACGCCCCGAGCCGGGCCACGUCUGCGCAUCUGGGCUGUCGGAGAUCCAGCACCCCCUGAGUCAGUCCACCCGCAGCUCGGUCCUUCCAGGUGAUGGUGCGCGGCCACUUCGGCCCCUGGCGCGCAGGUGUGGGUUUCCCAAACUGGGCCGGGGAGGGGGCUUUGGGCAACGCGCUGGCAGCCUCCGAAACAAAACCCUGCACCCCCCGGAAGACUCCAAACUCCGUGCUCUCCGCUACUAGGGGCUUCUGGAAACCGUUCCGCGACCGGGUUUGCUCUGAGAGGGGUACGGGGAGAUCUGCGCACCUGGAUGAAGGAGCCCUGGGCUUUAAGCUGAGCAGGCAAAAAUGGGCCCUUGCUAGGGACUCUGCGGCUCAAGCGGGGGGCCCGGGAGCGCCGUGCCCCGGGAUGCCUCCGGCCGCGCCCGGCUGGCCCCAGCCCCAGCCCGGCCGCUUCCCGCCCUGGGCAUCAUGAGUUACUUCCUGUCUUACUGCAAAGCUCACGGCGGCGCGCUGCUCACCGGCUACCAGGCCCUGCGCGCCGAGGGCUUCUUGUGCGACGUGACGCUGGAGACCGAGGGCAGCGAGUUCCCGGCGCACAGGUCGCUGCUCGCGUGUUCCAGCGACUACUUCAGGGCCCUGUUCAAGAGCCACACUCGGGAAUCCCGAGCGAGCGUGAUCCACCUGCACGUGCCGUCGGCGGCCGGCCUGCAGCGCCUGCUGGACUUCAUCUACACCGCCUGGCUGCCACUCUCCAUGGACACCGUGGAGGACACGCUGGAGGCCGCCAGCUACCUGCAGGUCACCGAGGCCCUGGGGCUGUGCGGCCGCUACCUGGAGCGCCAGCUGGGCCCGGAGAACUGCUGCUUCGCCGCCAACGUGGCGGCGCGCUUCGGCUUGGUGCACACGCUGGGCGCCGCCGAGCGCUGCAUCGUGCGCUACUUGAGGGAGCUGCUGGCGCGGGGCGCGGGCCCCGCGGGGCUGCUGGAACUCAACCCCGCGUCGCUGAGGGCCGUGCUGGGCGCCCCCGACGUGGCGCGGGUGCCGGAGGCCCGGCUGCUGGGCUUGGCGCUGGCCUGGCUGCGGCAGGAGCCUAAGGCCGAACGCCUGGCUCACUGCGCCGCGCUGCUCGAGCGCGUCCGCUUCGGCCUGGUGCCCGCCGACGUGCUGCGGCGGGUGUACUCGGGCUCCGGCAUCGCGCUGCCCGCCCGCGUCAAGGGCCUCAUCAUCCAGGCCCUCAACUACCACACGGCGCCCUCCCGCCAGCCGCUCGUGCAGGGCGAGCAGACCAGCGUCCGGAGCCCCCAAACCCGUAUCUUGUUAGUCGGGGGGCGCAGGGGGCCGGAGGUGGUGAUGGAGGAGGUCGCGGCCCCACGAGGGGGGGCAGCCAGGGGAAGGGGAGCCGCGGCGGAGCCCGAGGAGGAGGAAGAGGAAGAAGAGGAGCAGCUGGAGGAGGAGGAGGAGGAGGAGGAGGAGUGGGAGCUCACCCAGGACGUGGUGGCCUUCGACGUGUACAACCACCGCUGGCGCAGCCUCACGCGAGUGCCUGCACCACUCCUGGGGCACAGCGUGUGCGCCGCCGGCAACUUCCUGUUCGUCCUGGGCGGGGAGAGCCCCUCGGGCGGCGCCUCGUCUCCCCUGGCCGACAGCCCGCGGGCGGUCUCAGCCCAAGUGCACCGUUACGACCCGCGCUUCCACGCUUGGACAGCAGUGCCCGCCAUGCGGGAAGCGCGGGCCCACUUCUGGUGCGGCGCCGUGGGCGAGGGGCUCCUGGCCGUCGGGGGCCUGGGCGCGGACGGCGAGGCGCUGGCCUCGGCGGAGAUGUACGACCUGCGCCGGGACCGCUGGACGGCGGCCGGGGCGCUGCCGCGGGCGCUCCAUGGCCACGCGGGGGCCGUCGGGGACCGCGGCACCGUGUACAUCUCGGGGGGCAAGGCAGGGAGAGGCGAGGGCGGCGCGAGCAGCCUCCGGGACUUGUACGCUCUGGGCCCCGGGGAGCGGGCGUGGAGUAAGAGGGCGUCCAUGAGCACAGCCCGCUUCGGGCACCACAUGGCGGCCCUGCGUGGCGCGGUGUUCGCUUUUCUGGGGCGCUACGAGCCCUUCUCCGAGAUCGAGCGCUACGACCCCGGCGCGGACCAGUGGACUCGGCUGCGGCCGCUGCCCUACGACCGCUUCUGCUACGGGCUGGCGGUGGUGGAGGAGACGGUGCUGCUGCUGGGCGGCCUCAAGUGGCGGGAGUCGCGCCAGGUGCCUACCCGCAACGUAGUGGGCUAUGACCUCGACCUAGACCGCUGGGAGGACAUCGGCUGCCCACUGCCCUGGGCCUGGAGCGGCCUGCAGUGUGCAGUGCUGCAGCUGGCCGAGGGAGGGGACGAGGAGAGGGAGGGAGAGCCUGGAGGGGCGCCAGAUUUAAUGUUGGGUUUCAUGGGUUAGGGCAGUCUCCGGACCAUGGAGGAGAAAGUCGCGCUUGACCAGGCUUUCAGAGCAACACGUGAGCUUUUCCUAAGAAUGGGACUCUGGGAGCAGAGUGGCUUCUGAAGGUUAAGGAGGCAAACAAGGGCUUGGCCAAAGGGGAACAUUUCCCCUUAAGCUGAGAAUGGGAGACAGGAGAGGUCAAAUAGAAGGAUAUAUGAAUCAGCUUCAGUGAGCUGGGGAUUUCUAUAAGUUCUCAUGCUGGGCUUUUGAAAAUAAAAUAUGACCCUAUUUUCCCUCUAGGUGCUAAAUAGUGAUUACUUUUGUGCCAAACAAACAAACGGCCAAAAAAUAUACCCUAAGAAGUUACAUAUAAGACCCAGAAAAUUGUUAGCUAUAAAGACUGUAAUAAAUAGUUGUAGAAGAUGGCAUUAUCUGAAUAAGUACUGAAGAGAAUGUGCCUUGGUUAAACAGCAUGAGAUCAUUGUAAGGGAGACUAUGAUUUUAUAAUUCCAGAACCAUGGUUAUAGUUCUGCUCUGAUGGUUUAAUAUAAGUAUGGAACUGAGAGGGAAAAAAAUCUCUAAGACAGCACCUUUUUGGGGGGGGCGAGUAGCCUAGGUUAAGUUUUUCUGUCCCUCAUCCUUACUUACCCCUGGUCUACUUUUGCCCUGGCUUUAGGCAGCUCGUUGGUUUUAAGUUUUAUUUCAGCAAGCCUUAUUCCAUAAUAAUCAAGCUCCUCUGGUUAAGUGGGACAUCUAAGAAAAACAAAACCAAACCCUAUUUUUGCAUCCUCUUUAAAUGUUCAUUCUGCAGACAUGCUGUAGGUUGUAUUUGUAAAAAAAAUUAACUUAUUUUUGGCAGUUCUUUCCUCCCCCUCCCCCAAUUCCCAAAAGAAUCACAGAGAAAGGAAAGAGGAGUAGGUGAAAUUUUAAAGUUCAUGUCUAAUAAAUGGGGAACCAGCUUCAUUUUGCGGGGUCUCAGAGAAGGUACUUAUAUACACUGAACAGGUGCUGCUUCUGGCUUGUACCAGCAAUGGAGUGGUCACUGGGGGAAUGGCGGCUGUGUGAUUAGGUCACAAAGAAAUGUGGUGAGGACUGUGCAUGAAUAAAGUAGGUGCUUUAUAAAGAUUCAUUAAGAGCUGAAUUUAUUUGACUUCAGUUUACAGUGCUGCCUCUCUCCUAGAUUUGAAACUAAUGCAAUAAAAUAUACAGAUAUAUAGUUAAAAGGUUUCUUUCAUGCUAGGCUAGCCACGAGUCUUUAAAAUUCAUUAGUUUAAUUUUUACCAUUUAAAACAACAGAGCCAACUUUACAAAAGUAAAAGCUGCUUAGUAGCAACAUAGCUAGUCUCUCCAUCAACUGCUCACUGUUUACAGGGCACAACCUGGCCACUGUAUCCAUGACACAUCCAUCAGGUACAGAUAUUUUUAAGUGAAUGUACACAUUAGGUCUAGUAAACAUCAACAAGUCUAACACCUGUAACAAGCACACUUCAUUUCAGGACAAGAGGUUUUUGUUUUCUGUUUUUUUUACAUAUACAAAACCCCACAAAUUUAAUGUGUCAAUAUCCAUGCAGUAAAUAAAUGUUUUUACAAAUAGACUUUUUUAAAUGAUAAAAAUAUUACACUGGACCCAAAAUUCCAUACAAACA
Equus caballus (horse) is the source of this 4566-nucleotide messenger RNA. RefSeq names its product kelch like family member 34 (gene KLHL34). The record is from RefSeq and is a predicted model, not a curated record. Gene Ontology annotation, molecular function: protein binding. NCBI's taxonomy places the organism in Eukaryota, Metazoa, Chordata, Mammalia, Perissodactyla, Equidae.